This is a messenger RNA of Pleuronectes platessa (European plaice), 1081 nucleotides long. RefSeq lists its product as uncharacterized. The transcript has 8 exons. Lineage: Eukaryota; Metazoa; Chordata; Actinopteri; Pleuronectiformes; Pleuronectidae. Bases 31 to 816 code for a protein of 261 amino acids. Gene Ontology annotation, molecular function: cysteine-type peptidase activity. Gene Ontology annotation, biological process: proteolysis. The record is from RefSeq and is a predicted model, not a curated record.
GUUAUUUUGCUAAUAUUUAUUGCAAGUAAUAUGUCAACUUUUUUCUACAUAGUGGUACACAACAUUUGGGCUGGGAAAAAGCCGGAGGUGUUGUGGAGCAAAGCAGGCCCUUACAAACUGUUUACACGGAACCUCCAGGAACACCUUCGUCCAGAUGCACUUGUGGAAAGUGAAAUCAUCAAUGCAUACCUAACGAUUGCGCUGAGUAAUUUCUCAGAGGCAGGCAGAGGCAGGGGCUAUCUACUUGACUCCUUCCAAAUGACGGACAUGUGGAGAGGUAAAAAUAAAGGACUGAGGAAGAUAGAUCCCCUGGAUUAUGAUGUCCUGAUUGGAGCUGUCUGCGAGCACCAUCACUGGACACUAACUGUGAUGUAUCCUAAAAAGAGGCAGUCCGUUUAUGUUGAUCCAUUUGGGGCUAGCGAGGAAGCAUUAAAAAAAUGCACUGCAGUAACCAGGGCUUUCAUGAGGCAGCGGGGCCACAACUGCUCACGCUGGUCCAGUCAAACAGUACCACACGUUCGACAAGUUGAUGCAACCUCAUGUGGUGUUAUUGUGUGUAAAUUAGCAGACAUGAUUCUUAAUGAAGAGGACAUGGAUGACGUUUUUGACAAGACUUCCAUUUUAAGGAUGAGGUUGCAGAUAGGCAAACGGCUGAUCAAAGAAACAGAUGAUUUGACCAACCUAUGCCGAGCGUGUGGCUCAUAUGACACAGAUGUGCAAUGGAUUGCUUGCACACCUUGUGAUCAAUGGUUCCACAGAAGCUGUGUUGGGCAACCACCUGUGGAGGCACCUUUUUAUUGCCCAUUGUGUAUUUAAACCUGUUUACUAGUAUUUAUUUUUAACCGGCUCCUUGCUUUUAAGGUAGCUUGAUUGAUAAAAUGUCAGACAUGUUUACCCUCAUCAAUGCUGCUGAAAACUUUAAUGUUGAUGAUGUUCUCCUACACUUGACAUCUAUUGCGCUUCUGUCCGUCCUGGGAGACGGAUCCUCACAUGUGUCUCUGAGGUUUCUACGUAUUUUUACCCUGUUAAAAGGGUUUUUAGUAGUUUUGCAUUACUCUUGUUGAGGGUUAAGGACAGAGGA